UCUGCUAGGUUUAGGUUUAGGUUUAGGAUUUUGUUUGCUAACAAAGUUACAAAGUUGUUGAUUUUGCUUGUCAAAAAAGAAAACUGGGAUUUGCAUUUGCUUUGGUAGCUUGAACUUAUAAGUUUAUUUUGGACGUCGGUCGAUUAGUGAUUUAUUGUUAUCUUAUCAGUAAUCCUUACUUAGUAACUUUCUUUUUAAGUGUGCUAAGUUACAUAACCCGAGUGUUAAGUGUUGUAACUUAUAUCAUAAAAUAGAACCUCUUUUAAUAGCCGAAAGAAAAACAAUAGGUAUAGGCCUAAUAUGGAAACUGUCAAAACAGCCGUGGUAACUGGAAGUCAAAAAGGAAUAGGAUAUGGCAUAGUCAAAGGGUUAUGUGAGAAGUUUCCUGGGGUCGUUUACCUGACAGCAAUGGAUGUAAACAGUGGACAGGAAGCUGUGGCGAAACUCAACAAGUUGGGAUUCAAACCUGAGUUUCACCAAUUGGACAUCACCGACAAGAAAAGCAUUUCUACAUUUGCAGAGUUUAUGAAAAAGAAACAUGGUGGGAUUGAUGUGUUAGUUAACAAUGCUGGAAUAUGUUUUAGGUAUGAUGCUACCGAACCAUUCAGUGAGAUAGCUGAAGUGACUGUGAAGGUGAACUACUUUGGCCUGCUAGAUGUGUGCGAGGCUUUAUUUCCGCUGCUCCGUCCCAACGCCAGAGUGGUCAACUUGUCCAGUUUGUGUGGCCAUCUGAGUAAGAUUCCGUCGGAAACUCUCAGGAAGCGCUUCAGUGACCCGAACCUCACAGUAGAUCAGCUGAACGUACUCAUGAAGGAGUUUGUUAAGUCAGCAGCCGCAGGCACUAACAAGGACGAUGGCUGGGGCUACAUUGCCUACAAUGUGUCCAAGGUUGGUGUCUCAGCCUUAACCAUCAUCCAACAACGUCAGUUCGACACAGACUCUCGACCUGGCAUCGUGGUCAACUCUGUACAUCCCGGUUACGUUGCCACGGACAUGACCAGUUACAAGGGACCUCUCACUAUUGAACAAGGUGCAGAUGCUCCGUUGUACCUUGCCUUGCUACCAGUCUCUCCAGAUGUGCCGAAGGGACAAUACGUCUGGUGUGAUAGAAAGGUCAUCAAGUGGACAGGGGAUGAACAAUUACCUCUGCAAACUUCUGCAAAUGUAGUUCAAACUUUCAGUACAUAGUAUACGAGUUUUCAUUCCUAACUAAUUAUACAUGAUUGUAAUAUAUAUUUUAUUAAAUAUUAUGCAAGAUUAA
Molecule: messenger RNA, 1261 nt
Organism: Macrosteles quadrilineatus (aster leafhopper)
Lineage: Eukaryota; Metazoa; Arthropoda; Insecta; Hemiptera; Cicadellidae
Product: carbonyl reductase [NADPH] 1-like
Exons: 7
Coding region: 301-1188 (295 amino acids)
Molecular function (GO): carbonyl reductase (NADPH) activity
Source: RefSeq, a predicted model, not a curated record